This is a messenger RNA of Phytophthora nicotianae INRA-310, 1647 nucleotides long. RefSeq lists its product as hypothetical. The record is from RefSeq and is a predicted model, not a curated record. The transcript has 2 exons. The coding region runs from base 1 to 1647 and encodes 548 amino acids. Lineage: Eukaryota; Oomycota; Peronosporomycetes; Peronosporales; Peronosporaceae.
AUGGAGACGAUUGAGCCAUCGGAGGUCAUUGCAGACGUCACGGAAAAUGUGAACGAUGAUGUUGAGAGUGGAAAGAAGACUGCAGAAUCCACCUUCACAUUAACAAUCACCUUCCAAGCUGCUCAUGAAGCGCUUGUUCAUGAUCGAUCGAUUGUGCGAUCUGUGGGCAGAAUAAUCUACUCAGCCAUCUACUUUGGUCUCUUUACGGCCAUGCUGUUCACUCAUAUCCCUACAUCACGAAUGUAUGAACAAGCCUAUGCAGUUUCCUCGAUAUUGGCUCAGUCAGGUGACGAUACAGUGACUCCAACUUCGCCUAUUAAGUUUUACAACAUUGGCCAGCUCGGCGAUGUAUUCGACUGGCUUAAUAACGCCUUCGUUCCAUCGGUAUUCGUGACUCAAGAUCAGAAUGGAGUAGAUCUACCAUCCGAAGACUACGCUCGCAUAGGAUUGUUCAAUAAGGGCCUUGGUGGUGUACUAAUUGAGGUCUACAGAAAGUCGACAGUUGAUUGUGGGGCAGAUGGCUCUCUCUACAUGGUUUACCCAGUGUGUCAUGCAUACCAAGGUCUUGACAACGAAUACCAGUCUUACUUACUCAUAUUCAGUCUCAAUGCCACCGAGGCAUUGGAAGGUCUUUCUGACUGGAAGAACCAGAAUUGGAUCGACAAUUCGACAGACAAAGUGGUAAUUUCAGUUUUGACCUACAACGGGGAGCUUGAAGGCUACGUAGUCACAGAAUUAACGCUGGAAUUCCACGCUGGUGGCUAUAUUACGCCUAAGGCUAAAGCGAGACCAACAAUUUCGAUUCCUUACGGGAAGAAAAGUUCAUACGUGAACGAUAUUCUUGUUUGGAUCUGGUGGAUUGUUGCACUAGUAUGGGCGAUCUCGUGCGUUUUGGAGUGGCGUAAGAAGGAAAACCGUCCAUCUCGACCUAGCAUGAUCACUCGACUGUUUGGUCUCUUCAUCGUUGAAGCUGUCAUGUGUGUGUUCUACGCUAUUUGGGCUAGCAUUGCGAGUCUGUUGAAUGACUAUGAUUUCCAAGACUCUCUCUGGAAGCUCGCAGAUCCCUACGCUCUUGAUGUUAACGGAACCGAAGACGACAUUCGAUCUCUCAACGUUGUGAUCGACAAUUUAAAACGGAUCGCUGAUCUCACUUCGGCACUUCGAGUGGUUGGUGCCGUCAUAAUUGCGCUGAUCGGUUUGCAAAUUCUCAAUCGCUUCCGGUUCCACCCACAGCUUAACAUUCUCACGCGUACUGUUACAAGCGCUUUGAAACAAUUUGCAGCGUUUUUCAUCGUUUUUAUCGUCAUCUUCUUGACGUUCACGAUCAUCGGGUCGAUGAUUUUUGGCGAUCGAGCAAAUGAGUUUUCUUCGCUCGACAACUCGAUGGCUUCGUGCAUUAAUAUGCUCUUUGGCGUGUUCGACUUCGAGUCGAUAAAAGAUCUCCAGUUUUCCGUCGCAUUCUAUUGGAUCUACAUGGUCGUUGUCAGUCUGGUACUGAUGAAUAUGAUGUUGGCUAUCGUUCUUGACGCCUAUGAUGAAGUUAGUAAAGAAAGUUACAAGAAAGCUGCCAACAUGAAACUCGCGAACCGUGUUGUAACAAUUUGCGGGGAUGUGGUGAGUGAGCGUAGUUUCACGUGGAAAGAUUAG